This is a messenger RNA of Lachancea fermentati, 1941 nucleotides long. The record is from the annotation of a GenBank genome assembly. Lineage: Eukaryota; Fungi; Ascomycota; Saccharomycetes; Saccharomycetales; Saccharomycetaceae.
AUGUCGAGUCAAAAAGGCGAUAAGGGGAGGGAUCACGAAGAAACAGAAAUCUUAACAUCUGGCAAUGCAUUGAAAGGACAGGGCUGUGAGGAGGCAGGUUGUAAGACGACCAAAGAGGGGCCCGUGAUAAAAACUUUCAUUAAUGAGGACGGAACGACGAGUAGUUAUUUUGACAAGCGACGACUUAAGAUAGCACCCCGCUCAACUCUGCAAUUCAAAGUCGGCCCUCCCUUUGAUGUGAUUAGCAACUACUGUUGUGUGAAGGAUAGCUCUACAGGAGAGGAACUGGACUUGAGCCUUGCGCCGCGCAUCGACCGCGGCUUUGAUUACAUCAACGGUGAGUGGAUAGGCUAUAAGAGAAACUAUUUCACUUUGGUUUGUUCGUUUGGUGUUCAUAAUAUGGGCACGCAUGAACUUUUAAAUGGCUCUUUCAGUGUAACCAUGCUCGAAGGCCAGCGGCUGAGUUUGACUAUCCAAUACUUCGCUGUCAGGUUGGUAGCAGCAUGCGAUGAGGACAAAUCGGAGAUAAACUUAGUGCAGCAUACAGCUAAGCGCGACAAAGGUCCGCAAUUUGCUCCUCCUAUCCAUGCCUUGAUCCCAUCGGAGCUACCGAAUCACCAGACAAUUCGAGAAGCCUCGAACGUCCGAAAUGAAGCGAAAAUGAAGAAAUAUGACUCGCUUUUCUUCUUGCACCGGCAGAGAGUCAAAAGCGAUUAUUCCCCUAACUCGUUGCUCUGUACUUACCCAGAUGAUAGUAUCAAGAAGGUUGCUCGUUAUGAGAGGGUACAAUUUUCAUCAUCUAUAAAUGCUAAAAAGCCUUCUCAGCAGAACAAACACUUCAAACUCCGCGUGGUUUUGGGCUGUGUUGUGAAAGGAAUUCAUGUUGCUAAGUCAGAGAAUGGUGUGUACCGGGGUCUUGACUGUAUUGUGGACGGCGGAUCCAGUACAUUUGUUCCAAUUAUGGAGAUGGAAACUCCACCUCUCAUUAUCAGAGGAAGGUCCCCAUCAAACUACUCUUGUCCUGUGAAGGCCCCAGAGCCUACUCAAGGUGUGAAUAAUCAUCGAGAAAAUCACACCGUUACUAAUUGUGCCAAGUUAAAUUCCAAUCUGACAGUAGAUACUGCAGAUGACGUGACUAGCUCUCCAGUCCGUGAAAAGCAGCUGAAUAAAAGUGUAAGGAAGACUAGAAAGACCCCCAAUCCAAAACAGAUAGCUCCUGACGUUGCAACAGAAGAUGACACUAUCUCGAUGGACGGGGAGGACCAGUUUGUAAGCCUCCAGACAAUGUCAUACAUUGAAGCUGUGAUCAUAAAAAAUUUGCCUUUAGUUCUGAGAAGCACAGUGAAUGGCAAAGAUAUUGAGGGAUGUCCUAAGGCUUCAGGACAUACCAUUCCAGCAGUUGGGAUGAAAGACAUAGAACUGGGUUCAAUCAUGCGGAUGUCGCCUCAGGGUCUUUAUGAUCAUGACUUUUUGACGAGCUUUAGGGAUGAUCCAUUCAAUGACGCCGUUAUUGAUGCAUAUCCUCAUUAUCAUCAACCAGACCCUCUCAGUGCAUCCAAAUUCUCAGUGAAAAAUAAAAAAAGGAAGCUUAAUAACAAGAUGACUCUGAAUGAUGACCAUAUAGUCUAUCGCUCGCCAUCCCAGAACGUUAAGGAGAGUUCAGAAGAUAGUGUCGAGUAUCUAACGCUUGAAAACUCUUAUAAUUAUCCCCUUCAAGUAACAUCAAGGGGCCACGAUGCAAUGAGUAUUCCACGAUCGCUUGGACCUAACCCCAUGGAUAUCUCAUUCUGCUUGAAUGUCGACUCCGAAACCACAGUGCUUCCCCGGCCCAUCUCAAGUACACGGCUCAGUUCACGAAGACUACUGACGGCUACUGCGAAACCUUCUGAUGUCUUUGGGGUAGGUGAAUCUUUCGAUGAACCUAGUAUCUACAACCACUAG